Messenger RNA from Helobdella robusta, 1140 nucleotides. RefSeq lists its product as hypothetical. The transcript has a single exon. The annotation marks the transcript as partial. Gene Ontology annotation, molecular function: calcium ion binding. Gene Ontology annotation, cellular component: plasma membrane. Gene Ontology annotation, biological process: homophilic cell-cell adhesion. NCBI's taxonomy places the organism in Eukaryota, Metazoa, Annelida, Clitellata, Rhynchobdellida, Glossiphoniidae. The record is from RefSeq and is a predicted model, not a curated record.
AUCGUUGCUGUCGUUGUAUCAGACGUGAACGACAACCCUCCUCAUAUUUACGGCUUGCCUGAUUCUCUCUCCAUCGAAGACAGCACCCCGGUUGGAUCCGAGCUGCUGAAAAAUGUGGUUUUGAGAGAUGAUGACACCGGUAAUAAUUCUGUUCUAACUUUCCAACUAAUUUAUCCGGACAAUCGCGACUUGUUACUUUACGUUGAGAACAAGCAAGCAAUAGAAUCAAAGUCGUUGUUUAAAAAUCUGCUGGGAAGUUAUAAAUUCUCUUUCAUUGUAACUGACAACGGACUGCCUGCUCUAUCGACUACUGUUAACUUUACUUUAAAAAUUAUCAAAACCAACCAAUUCGCACCGGUCUUCAACAGCACAACAGAUUACAUUUUUAACGUGAGCGAAACAAAUGUCAUUGGAUCUGCCAUAGGAAAAGUAUCAGCUUGGGAUGCAGAUGAUUCUAAUGAAAAAAUAACUUACACAAUUAAAACAUCUACCAAUUUUGAAUAUGCCCCGUUCACUGUGAACGCGAGUAAUGGUCUUUUAACUAAUUUGGUUGCAAUGGUCGCAACUAGUGACCACACGUGUUAUAAAUUUGAAAUCACUGCCUCUGACGAUGGGGUGCCCCCAACAGGGCAACUGUCUAGCUCUCUCAAUGUCUGGGUUAACGUUUUGGACCUGAAUGAUCAUCAGCCAGUGUUUACACAAUCGAGCUAUACUGUUAAAAUAGCCGAAGACGUUGCUUUUAACACAACGCUGCUCGUCGCACAGACAUCUGACUUGGAUUUCGGAAUUAAUGCCGAAAUUAAAAACUUUUAUUUUAAUAUUAUUACUCCUUGUAAUUUAACAUCUAGCAACGAUCUUUUCAAACUUGAACCUGAUCUAGCAAACAAGAGAGUUAGCUUACUCAAUGCAGCUCAGCUUGAUAGAGAAUCUAUCGAAAGCUACGUGAUUGAACUGAAAGCUGUUGAUUCUGGAGUGCCUGCACUUGAAUCAACAGCCAACGUAACAAUAAUAGUAACCGAUGUGAACGACUGCAUACCUCACUUCAUGGAUACAACAGCUAAUAUAACCGUUCCAAGAAGAACGCCUGUUAAUUUUGUUUUGUUCACCUUUCGAGCUCAGGAUUGUGAUCUCAAUCGUUAG